This is a messenger RNA of Brassica napus (rape), 2098 nucleotides long. Its product is annotated as putative inactive receptor-like protein kinase At1g64210. Gene Ontology annotation, molecular function: ATP binding; protein kinase activity. NCBI's taxonomy places the organism in Eukaryota, Viridiplantae, Streptophyta, Magnoliopsida, Brassicales, Brassicaceae. Gene Ontology annotation, biological process: protein phosphorylation. Bases 1300 to 1860 code for a protein of 186 amino acids. The record is from RefSeq and is a predicted model, not a curated record. The transcript has a single exon.
GGUUUGACAAUCGUUCUCAUCGUAGCCGCGGCUCUCUCAAUUUUAGCAAUGUGUACACCAAACCUGUUGCGGACAAGCUUGAAGAGUUCAGGACAGCUACAACUACUUACAUUGUAAUUCCGUUAGACAACAACACGUUUAAGGUCGCAGAAGAAGCAUCAGAAGAUGAUGAUGAUGAAUGGAUCGUCCAGUUGAACGGGGACUGUAGCUGCUGCACAUGUGGGGAUUUUCAAAGCCACAAGUUCCCAUGCCUGCACCCUCUAGCUGUAUGCAAGCAGCUGAAAAUCAACCCUUUGCAGUAUGUAGACAACUGUUACACUUUUGACCGGAAUUACAAAACUUAUGCCGCCACUUUCUCUCCUGUUCCGGAGUUAUCAGCUUGGCCGGAAGCUUCUGGAGUUCCUAGAUUGUUUCCACCGGUCAUUCCGAAGCUACCUCCACCGUCGCCACCAUCUUCAUCUUCAUCUAACGAAUCAGGUAAGACCACUCCUAAAAUUAAUACUCCCUUCGAUUCAGUUUAAUUGUCACUGCAUAGUAAAAUUUUUGUUUCAAAAUAAAUGUUGUUUUAUAAUUUCAAUGCAAAAUUUAUUGAUUUUAUGUUCUAAUUUAUUUUUAUAUUGUUUGAAAUGUGAUUAGGUGUAUUGGUAACGAUGUUUUUAUUUAGUAAAUAUACAAAAUUAAAUGUUUUUUUUAAUAUUUAUGUUCAAAUCUAAAACGACAACUAAAAUGAAACAGUGGAAAUAACAUGAAGAGCUGAUAAGUUAGAGAGGUUUGAGCCUAACAUAACCGGGCAUUUUGGUGUGUUUAUGUAGUAGAUUCUGACUCUGGGUAUGAACCAUCUACAGAUGAUGAAAGCGCUGAAGAAGGAGGCAAGCUCAUCUUCUUCGGGGAAAAGAACCAUUUGUUUGAUUUUAAUGAUGUGAUAAGAGGAUCUGCAGUGGUGUUGGGUAAAGGUGCUUUUGGUACAACCUUGGAGGUAACAAUAGAAGACACGAGCACCAGCACCAUCACCAUCACCACGGUGGUAGUGAAGGUACUGACGGAGGUUGUGGUGGGAAGAAGAGAGUUUGAGCAACAAUUGGAGAUCAUUGGCAAGAUUAGACAUGACAAUUUAGCUGAGCUAGAGGCUUACUGCUACUCCAAAGACGAGAAACUCGCUAUUUAUAGCUACAACAGACAAGGAAGCCUCUUCAAGAUGCUGCAUGGUUAGCCACUGUUGCACUUAACUAAAUCACGAGUACACAAACAAAAUGUUAGUUAGUUUUGUAUUUUUAUUUUUUUUUUGCAGGAAAGAGAGGAAUGAAUGAUCGAGUACGUUUAGAUUGGGAGUCUAGACUGAGAAUAGCAACUGGUGCAGCGAGAGGUUUGGCUAAAAUACAUGAAGCGAACGACGGGACGUUCAACUACGGGAACAUCAAAUCCUCAAACAUCUUCUUAAACUCACGAAGCUACGGCUGCAUUGGCGAUACUGGCUUAGCAACCAUCAUGAAAUCUCUUCCUCAAACCACUUGUCUUGCUUCAGGUUACCACGCACCUGAAGUAACAGACACUAGAAGAAGCACGCAGUGUUCAGAUGUAUACAGCUUUGGGGUGGUUUUACUGGAGCUUUUGACAGGGAAAUCGCCGGCAGGUGAGGAUAUGGAUUUGGUCAGCUGGAUCUGGACGGUGGCGAAAAAAGAGUGUAGAGGGGAAGUAUUGAACAUGGAGCUUUUGAGUGAAUUGGGUGGUUCCGAGGAAGAGAUGGUAAGGAUGAUGCAAAUAGGGUUGGCUUGUGUUGCAGUGGAGCCAGAAGAACGACCUCAUAUAGCUCAAGUUGUGAAAAUGGUUGAAGAUAUUCGAUCAACUGAUGCCGCAGAGUGAAAAUAACAGUAAGGAAGACCUUUGGAGUUUUGAGAGAUUUUGCUUUUUCUCUUACUGCAUUUUCAACUAUUCUUAUGAGUAGAGGUUGGAGCAGACAUCGUUAAAAAGGGACCGAGUAAUGCUGGUGUGGAUGGAAGCGUUGUGAGCGAGAAGGUAACAACAACAUAACAUUCCAAAACGAGCAAGGAUUACUCUACUAGCUUGCAUAACAAAUUAUGUAAUAAUGUAAUGGCUUUUU